UGGAUAAGGUCCUUGUCCCUCAGCUGUGACAGACGCCACACAGCUAGCUGUUUCGAAAAUGAAACUGGCUCGUGUUUGAGUUCGAGAGGCAGCCAAAAGAAAACGAAAUCAAGACGGGUAUUAGAAUAAAAAGAAUCCCGCGGGGAAUUACUGCUUCAACCUGGCACAGUGGAGGCAGAAGAACCCAACGCUGGAGAUGUUGAGUAAACACCAGAGCUGGAUAGGACUCACUGUACUGCAAUGGAGCCUGUAGCAGUGGGCUCAGCUACUUGGUGAGACUGAAGCUUCUGUCACUAUGGCGCACUUUGACACAGAGUACCAGCGCCUGGAGGCGUCCUACAGCGACUCUCCCCCUGGAGAGGAGAACCUGCUGAUGCAUGUACCUGAAGGAGCCAAAUCCCACUGGCACCACAUAGAAAACCUGGACCUGUUUUUCCAGAGAGUCUAUAAUCUGCACCAGAAGAAUGGAUUCACCUGUAUGCUACUGGGAGAGAUCUUUGAGCUGGUUCAGUUACUGUUUGUGGUUGGCUUCACAGUAUUCCUAGCUAACUGUGUGGACUAUGACAUACUCUUUGCCAACAAGUUUGUAAAUCACACUGAUUCAUCUAAAGUCACCUUGCCUGAUGCCUUCCUCCCAGUGGAUGUCUGCAGUGCCCGUAUCCGAGAUAAUGCAUUUGUGAUCUUCGUGCUGAUAAUCUCUGGGGUGUUUUGGCUACAUCGCCUGGUCAAAUUCCUCUACAACGUCUGCUGCUACUGGGAGAUCCGAUCCUUCUACAUCAACGCACUGAAGAUGACCAUGUCAGAACUCCCCUAUGCAACAUGGCAGGAGGUUCAGGCCAGGAUAGUGGAGAUCCAGAAAGAGCAUCAGAUCUGCAUCCACAAAAAAGAACUGACGGAGCUUGACAUUUACCACCGCAUCCUCCGCUUUAAAAACUACAUGGUUGCCAUGGUGAAUAAAUCACUCCUUCCUGUGCGAUUUCGACUUCCUACACUUGGGGAGUCUGUGUUUUACACUCGGGGUCUCAAAUACAACUUUGAGCUCAUCUUCUUUUGGGGGCCAGGCUCUCUGUUUGAGAAUGAGUGGAGCCUGAAACCAGAGUACAAGAGAGGAGGUAACAGGCUUGAGCUGGCAGACAGGCUAGCAUCCCGUAUCCUGUGGAUCGGGAUUGCCAAUCUGCUGCUGUGUCCAGUCAUUCUGGUAUGGCAGAUUCUCUAUGCCUUCUUUAGUUAUACAGAGGUGAUCAAGCGAGAGCCUGGUUCUUUGGGAGCGAGGUGCUGGUCUCUGUAUGGUCGAUGUUACCUGCGGCACUUCAAUGAGUUGGACCAUGAGCUCAUGUCGCGCCUCAGCAAAGGCUACAAGGCUGCAUCCAAGUAUAUGAACUGUUUCCUCUCACCACUUCUGACAGUGGUUGCCAAAAAUGUAGCGUUUUUUGCCGGGUCUCUCCUGGCUGUCCUCAUCGCCCUGACUAUCUAUGACGAGGAUGUUCUCGCAGUGGAACAUGUACUCACAUCAAUCACUCUGCUUGGAGUGUGUAUCACAGUCUGCAGAUCAUUUAUUCCAGAUAAGCACAUGGUGUUUUGUCCUGAGCAGCUGUUGAGGGUUAUCCUGGCUCAUAUCCACUACAUGCCUGACCACUGGCAGGGCAAUGCACAUAGAUAUGAGACUCGUGACCAGUUCUCCCAGCUCUUCCAGUACAAAGCAGUGUUUAUUCUAGAGGAGCUGAUAAGUCCAGUGGUGACUCCCAUCAUCCUGAUCUUCUGCCUGAGGAGAAAGUCCCUGGAGAUCAUUGACUUCUUCAGGAACUUCACUGUGGAGGUGGUUGGGGUUGGAGACACUUGCUCCUUUGCCCAGAUGGACAUCAGACAGCAUGGACACCCUGCGUGGAUGUCAGCGGGGAAGACAGAGGCAUCUAUCUACCAACAGGCAGAGGAUGGGAAGACAGAGUUGUCUCUGAUGCACUUUGCCAUCACCAAUCCCCAGUGGCAGCCUCCUCAGGAGACCACACAAUUCAUCAGCCAGCUAAAGGAGCGAGUUCACAGAGAGGCCACAGGGGCUGCUUCGGACACACAUCCACUCUCACUGUCUGAGUCUGAGCCAAGGAGCCUCAUUGCAAACCUCUUGGUAGGUCCCUCUACGCUGGCCUCCGUUCAUUUCAGCAGCUCUUUGACCAAUCAUGCAGCAGCUGGCUCAAGCGAUGGGGCGUCUGCCUUACGCUCCCUUUCCCCAAUCAGCAGCAGUUUUCACCUGAGAGGCAGCUUGAGUGCAGCUAACAGGGCUUCUGGUCACACUUCAACUAUGAGCAAAGCAAUGGCAGGCUCUGGGACGGAUGCCCGGACUGUGAGCUCAGGCAGCAGUGCAUGGGAGGGUCAACUCACCAGUUUGGUCCUCUCAGAGUAUGCCUCCACUGAGAUGAGCAUCCAUGCACUUUACAUGCAUGAGUUACACAAGCAGCAGUCACGUGGCGAGCUAUCCCGUCACACAUGGCACAGGCAGGAGAGUGACGAAAGCAGUGACAGUGUCCCCGAUGAAGUGAGAAGCGAACCGAACCCCCACUCCAGACAUUUCCCUCGCUCACACACUUUCCCCACCACAGUUCCCAGUCCCAGUGCCAUUCCCACUUCAUCUUCAGCCAUCAGCAGUACCACCCUGGGCCAGGAGAGGGCUUCAUCGCACAGCAGCAGCCAGCGGCGCUAUAGUGGACCUACCACAGACUCUUUUGGUGCAGGCGGGAAAGUAGUGCGGUCAGCCCGUGGUGUGCCCAUGGGAGGGUGGGCAGAGGAGGGUCAGGCAGCACCACGACACCAUGAGACACUACCAGAGGAGAGCUCAGAGGACGAUAUGCCUCCUCAAAUACACAAGAUUGCAUAAUCAAGCCAUGUCAAUAAGUAUCAUCGUCCCACUCUCCAUAGAAAUCCAAACACACAUCCUCGUCCUUGACCAAACCUUUUCUCCAGGAUUGACCAUCUGAUCUGACACAGAUGAAAAUGAACCAGAGCGGUAUACCAUGAUACAAACUAGAAACACUUAACUAGCGAAAUCAUCUGGACAAGUUACGACUGAUGCCACCGUCAACCAUUCAAAGAUACUUCAUGACUUACAUGCCUAAACAGGCAAACAGGGUAAAUAUCCGAAUUUGUGUAUCAGAAGAGGACCUACAAGAUCAAGUUUUUUCUAAUAGCCAGUGAUGACAUCAGAUUACACUACUCUUUUAUAACGCCACGAAAGGUCAUGUGUUGCUGGGAUGUAAACAAAAGUUCUUCACUUCAAUUCUACUGGAUGCAUCCUUCGCACUAUGCCGCUGUUGCUGUAGAAAAAUACUCAACAGUUUGCCCAAAAUCGGAUCACGAUAAUCCUAAUUGUGCUAUCUGUAUUGUUUCCCUCUUUUACAAAUCAUAUGGCAUGACAGGUGAAAUUUGAAGAAUGUAUGGUGUCUCUAACAAUAACAGCAUUCACCAAAAUGUGUUCAGAAAGAUGCUGUUAACAAAAUGACUUUCGUUGUGUGUAUCUGUUAUUGAACCAGUAGCAGGAGGUUAUGUAUCCUACCCUGUGCUCUGUGUUUCAGCUUGCAUUCUGCCUCUUCUCAAGACAUGUGAAGGCUUCAAAUAGUAUCAAAGUCACCAGACAUUUUUAAAUAACAUUUACUCCUUAGGGAUUUUUUUUAAAACUCUUUCAGCAUUUAUUGCAUUACAAAGUUCAUGUGGAUUUUCUAAAAUGUUCUGAAAUUUGGCUGGCUCAGUUUGCAGAGAUAGAUGCUUGUUUAAAAGAUAAUUGUACAGCAUAGCCCGGUAUUCUGCACGCACACAUGCACUCUGUAACAAAAUGUUAUUUCACAGCAAUCAUUCAGAAUAUUAUAAGGCCAACGUUUUGUGAUGUGUGACCAGACAUGCUGUAAGCAAGCAAAUUUUUAUCUGAUCUAACCCAGGUUUUAAUUGUUUACCAUACAUUAUUUUUCAAUAGACUUGCAAAAAGGUGCAGCAAAUAAACAAAGCUGUUUUAAGCAUGUAAUAUUGACAUCUGUGCCAUACAAAAAACCCUCAAGUGCAUGCCCAUCAUCCAUACAUUCUUCUAAAGAGUAACUCAUUCCACAUUAAUGUUGUCCCUCCACAUCCUGCUUAAUCACAGCAUGACUUUCCCAUGUUCUCCCUGUCAUUAAGCCGCAAUUCUAUUCAGAAGUAUGCACUUUAAUUAUCUGUUAAUGCAGAGGGUGUCACUUAACUUGGAUGUUUGUAUGUAUAUGUUUUCGUAUAUAUUUUUGAAUUAUUUUAUUUAUCAAAGGGAUGUGCCAUGAUCAUUGACCGUUGGGAAUAAAGGUUUGGUUUUCUAUUGUGCACUUGGAUGGGGAUACAGAAGCACUGUCGUACUAUAUGGCCGUAACGUUAAUUAAAAUGAGUUAUUGUGUUGGUUAUUUUUGUUUUAUAGAUCCUGUAAAAUACCAUUUUGUACAGUUGUAAAUUCAUCAAUUAAAAACAAAGCAAUGGCUCAA
This is a messenger RNA of Sander lucioperca (pikeperch), 4484 nucleotides long. It is a transcript of the gene atg9a, whose product is annotated as ATG9 autophagy related 9 homolog A (S. cerevisiae). NCBI's taxonomy places the organism in Eukaryota, Metazoa, Chordata, Actinopteri, Perciformes, Percidae. The record is from RefSeq and is a predicted model, not a curated record. The transcript has 20 exons. Bases 296 to 2869 code for a protein of 857 amino acids. Gene Ontology annotation, biological process: protein localization to phagophore assembly site; autophagy of mitochondrion. Gene Ontology annotation, cellular component: autophagosome; phagophore assembly site.